Messenger RNA from Episyrphus balteatus (marmalade hoverfly), 1308 nucleotides. RefSeq lists its product as uncharacterized. The transcript is spliced from 3 exons. The record is from RefSeq and is a predicted model, not a curated record. Bases 412 to 1215 code for a protein of 267 amino acids. Lineage: Eukaryota; Metazoa; Arthropoda; Insecta; Diptera; Syrphidae.
AUUUCCUUUUUCAUUUUCAUCUACCUUUUGUUUACAAACGCAUGAGUGAUGAAAAUUUGUAACCCACUGUAGCAAUUUCAAUCCAACAUGUUCGAUGUUGCAACAAAAAAUUUAAUCGGCUUGGUUGGUAUUAAAUGUUCAAGAAGUGUUUAUCUUGUUCUGCUGUUGGUUUAAUUAAAGUAAUAAUAAUUUUCUGCGUUUAGCUUGAAAGUUUAUUGUAUUUUGAACAAAUUAGUAUAUUUAACAAUUCAAUUUAUCAUUCAGUAAAUUUCUAUUGGGCUUUAAAAGAAAUCGCAAAUAAAUUCAAUCGUCAAGAAAAAAAAAAAAAAAAUACACAAGUACUCUCAAGUGUAUUAUGUCUCCUAGUGUUGCCGUCGCAUCUUUAUAAAAUAGUAUUUUUUUUUUAUAAAAAUGAGCCAAAAUUCAGAUUCAUCAGAAACCUCAAUUUUCCUUGAUAUUUUGGAAAAAUAUAAAUUUAUUUUAAAACGAGCAACAAAUAGCGCAAGUCACUUGAAACACAAAGCUGCCCGAAAUGCACUAACAAAAGAAUUCAAUCAAAAAUGCAUGACAAAACUGACGGUUAAGCAAAUUCUGAGAAAAAUAAAUAAUUUUAAAUUUCGUCUGAGAGAAAAGAAUUUCCAAGGUUCGUGUAAAAAUGAAAAACCUCGUUUUACUCCCAUGGAAGAGAGAUUUUUAAGUUUAUGGGGUGGUGAUGAUGAAAUCGAUUUAUCAAAAAAAGGUGAAAAGUCAACAUCUGAGCAGAGUUCAAUACGGGAGAGGAAAUACUAUCCAAAAUCAGAAAAUUCGGAUAAAUCACCAAUUCACACGAACAUUGAAGAGAUCACUGAUCAGAUUCAAGAUCCUGAGGUUAUAUUAAAGAUUGAACGUUGUGAGCCAUCUCCUGAUGAAACUUUAGAAGUUACAGAAAUUUAUCAUGUCGACAAAGAGGAACCAUCACAUUCAAUUUCUGAAAUAUCAAAUUUAAAUAAUUGGGAUAUGGAAUCGGAUUCUGAUUCAGAAACGAGUUUUUAUGAAAAUGAUGAUGAUCCUUAUGCCCAAAUGACUUUAGACGAACUCAAAAGAGCUGUUCUGAUAUCGCAAUCAAAGAUGUUCAAAGCAGCUGAAGCUUCAGCAAGAGCAAAGGAGAAACUUAAGUUAUUUGAGUUAUCGCUUUUGCAGCGAAAUAAUGGAAAUGCAAGACGAUUUUGUUUUUAAAUUUGGUGACAAAAGUAAAACAAACAGCUUUUUUUUAUAAACAUUAAACAUUAAUUUGGUCAACAUAAAACAAAAAUAAAUAAUGAAUGAGCU